AUGGUCGGUCUUGCUCUUCAUCCUCGCAUGUACAAGUUUAACUCAUCUCGCAUAUACAGCCCUACUGCUGCAGAUGCCGCUGCAACCCCUGCCGAUGCGUGGUCUACUGCCCCCAGCCGCCGCCUCCCCCGCCCUGCCAGCCUCAAGCUCCGAAGUGCUGCCUCUCUAACAACCCCAACUGCGGCAAAGGCUUCAUCUGCAACCCUUGCUACAACGCUGCUGUCCGGCCCCUUGGGUACCGCGGUGUUUGAAUGA
Coprinopsis cinerea okayama7#130 is the source of this 255-nucleotide messenger RNA. RefSeq lists its product as hypothetical. The record is from RefSeq and is a predicted model, not a curated record. The transcript has a single exon. The coding region runs from base 1 to 255 and encodes 84 amino acids. Lineage: Eukaryota; Fungi; Basidiomycota; Agaricomycetes; Agaricales; Psathyrellaceae.